Molecule: messenger RNA, 1737 nt
Organism: Harmonia axyridis
Lineage: Eukaryota; Metazoa; Arthropoda; Insecta; Coleoptera; Coccinellidae
Exons: 9
Coding region: 1-1464 (487 amino acids)
Biological process (GO): detection of chemical stimulus involved in sensory perception of smell; sensory perception of smell
Cellular component (GO): plasma membrane
Molecular function (GO): olfactory receptor activity; odorant binding
Source: RefSeq, a predicted model, not a curated record
AUGAGCAUAUUUCAAGACUUCUCUAGGAAUUUCUGGCUGAUUAGGACGUUUCUUUUUGUAUGUUCCCACCAUCCUACAAACAGUAAGAAGUUACUGAAAGAUCAUGGGGCACAUCCGGACAAACACGAAAAUGAAGCAAGGGGCAGUUCCGGACAGUCCGAACCUGCCCCACAUCUUUUGUCCGAACGUGCUCCAUCUAUGGAUGAUUCAGUUUACAUUGGAAAUAAUGAAGAAGAAGUCCAUCCCAUGAAAAUAUACGAAGUACUGGCGAAUUUUCAAAAAUAUCGAAACAAAUACAAAGAUCCCCUGAUAUUGCUACUUUACGUCACACUGGAACCUAUGAAAUUCAAGAUCAUUCUACUGGUUCUACAUUAUGUUACGUUCCAGUUUUCUUUCGCAUUAUGCCUCACUAUUUAUCGCAUGUUAUCAACAUUCGAUAAAGAAAUUUUGUUGAAACAUGGCUCUUUCGGUGGAAUUGAAAUAUUUGUUUUAAUAAACCUCUGGACAGUUUUGCUGAAAUACAAAGACAUAAUGUGGUUUUCUGAUACAUUCCAGUCAAUAGGAAUACCGCUUAAUGCAGAAGUCAUUGGAGAGAAGAAAUACAACAAACUUUGCUCCAAAAUAUUUGUGUUGAGGCUCAUUGUACUGAUCAAUUAUGGAUUAGCCUUGCUGGCUGCUUUAGGAUUCACUUUAUCCCCAGAGUAUUUCAACAAAAGAACCUAUUUGGCUGUCUGGAUACGUGAGAACUUUCCAAAUUACUCCGAAUAUAUCUUGACAUUGAUUCAUAUGUCGAACUUUCCAGUAGCCUUGGUACUAUCUGCUCUUGCUAUAGCUAUGUCGUAUUUCGGCUAUUCCGCUGUUUUUCAACUCAUUUUUAUUAAUGAAGCUGUAAAAGGAAUAUGUUAUUCGACUAUUCCUUUACAUCAACGCUACUCUUCACAACUAUAUCAGACUUCAGUUAGAACAAGACUCAAAAUAAGUAUCAUGCUUCAUACCCUUGGAAUUCAAACAUCUUUGACAGCAAUGAAGAUUAUUUAUUUUCCGCUGAUUGCCUUUUCUCUGGGUGCCGUCGUAUUGGGGGGUUCAUUACUGCUUGAAUUCUUCACGAAUGACUCGACUCAAAUGACUAAUCAAUACUACGGAAUUAUUUGUUUUGCCCUCGCUGGAACCAUUUCAUCGGCCCUCUAUGUGUCAUCAGGUCAAAACGUAAAAAAUGAAUCCGAAAGAACUCUGUAUUUACUCAAUCAACUUCCUUGGUACUACAUGAAUAAAGAAAAUAUAAAAAUCUACAGUAUUUUCACGAAAAGAGCAGAGAGACCUAUUUCAAUGAGCAAUUCCCUUCUGGAGAUAAACUUCUUAUUACUUGUGAGAAUUACCGAGAUCUUAUGGGUAUUACUUGAUUCAUGGGCAGUGCGUGAAAAAUGCAAAUCGAAUAUGAAUAUGGAAAAUCUAAUGUCAAUAUAAUUAAAAGCUCUCUGAAUUCAAGUUUUUUCAAAAAACCCUGGGUUCUGCUAACUUUAUCAUUAAGCUAGCAGAACCCAAUCGUAAAGGAACUUUCCAAAAUAAUUUAACUUACAUAGUAAUUUUAGGCCCAAUUAAGGCCAAUUUAUUAUUCUAUUACGACAUUUUUUGCCCCUCAGGCGAGAUAUCCAGGGUACUACAUAUUAGAUUCAUACUCAAUCAAUCAUUCAAUCACUUAUUCAACAAAGCAUCGCAGAACAGAAGACAAUACUUAAA